AUGAUAUAUUUUAGUGUCGUAGAAGAAAAAAAUAUUGAAGAAAAUGAAAAAUAUUUUGCUGGAGAUUUCAGUUCGGUACACGAUGGCGUCGAAAUAAUGACUGGAUAUAAUUCAGAUGAAGGUCUUAUUGCUCUAGGACUGGGCGGUUCUAUCACAAAUUAUUUGGAAAUGACAAGAAUUUAUGCGGAACUCUUUUCGCCACAGCUUUUAUCAUUUCAUCUAACUCCAAAUCAGAAACUGGAAUUCGGAAAAAGAUUCAGGAAAUAUUAUUUUAAUGACGAAUUCGAUAUUUCUGAUGGUUGGGAAAUAUUAAAUAAAUUCUCUUCAAUGGACAUUUUUGUGUACGGUAUAGUUAGCUUUGCUAGAGUUUGUGCAAAGAAGGAGAAAGUGUAUUUAUACAAAUUCAGUUGUAAGUCUGAGAGAAAUAAUUUCGCUCACCUACUAGGCCUUACAGAUGUCAUUAAAAAUAAACCGGUGACAUGUCAUGGGGACGAUCUUUCAUACUUGUUUAAUAGCAAGCUAGGAAAUAAGGUCAAUAGCAAAUCUGACACGUUCCAGCUUAUGGAGAAAGUGAUUAAACUUUGGACUAAUUUUGCAAAAUAUGGGUAA
Messenger RNA from Arctia plantaginis, 609 nucleotides. Lineage: Eukaryota; Metazoa; Arthropoda; Insecta; Lepidoptera; Erebidae. The record is from the annotation of a GenBank genome assembly.